AUGACGCUCGCGCUUACGCCGCACGCGACGAGCAAAAUCUCUGAAUCCGAGGACCUCGAUCGCAUCGCGACGAUGGGCUUCCGAGGCGAAGCACUCGCAUCCAUCACUUCUGUCGCACGCGUUACGAUCACCUCCAGAACACGCGAUCACGACGAAGGACGAUCGAUCCACGCCGAGGGGGAGCGGAUCGAAGACCCUACCCCAGCGGGAUGUCCCGUAGGGACGGUCAUCGAGGUACGGAAUCUAUUCUUCAACACCCCCGCUCGGCGCAAGUUUCUCAGAACUCCCACGACUGAGCAAACACGCUGCAUGGAAUGGCUCAGAGAUCUCGCAAUGGCGAAUCCGUCGAUCGGCAUCCGCUGCUUGGGGGAUGACAAGGUCAAGCUCGAUCUGCCUCCGAACCAAUCCCCGCGCGAGCGAGCGCUCGCGAUCGUCGGGAAGGAACUGGAAUCCCAGCUCGUUGAGGUCUCUGUGGAUCAGUACGACAACGCGCGAGGCGUGCUGAUGUGGGGACUUGUUGGUCUCCCAUCCAUCGCACGAGCGACCUCAAAGGCGCAGCAUGUCUUUCUCAACGGACGCACGAUCCGCGAUCGCACAGUGCAGCACGCGAUCCGCGAAGCGUAUAGAGGACUCAUCGAACCGGGACGGCAUCCGACGGCGGUGCUCAUGAUCGAGAUGUCUCCGAGUGCUGUGGAUGUCAAUGUGCAUCCCGCGAAGCUCGAGGUCCGCUUCCGUGAUCAGUCGAUGGUCCACCGAGCCGUUUACCACGGCAUCCGCGACGCGCUGACCCAAGCGGACGUGACCCCGACCGUGUUCUCACGUCUCCCCAAUGCCGGCGGUCCAUCGGCGAUCAUGCCGCAAGCGAUGCCGACGCAGCCCGUCGAGCAGCAGGUUGAACGGAUCGUCGAGUACCUCAACACCAACCCCAAGUCUUCCGAUUCUCCAGCGGAUCUGCGAUCGCACCUCGCUGAGGUGCUCCGCUCUCCUGAUCUGCCCUCGUUUGGUCCGUCUGUGCCUGUAGAGCAGCCAACUCAACCAGCGAGCGAAGAGCGUUUGCUGCCACCGAUCGUCAGCAAUGUCCAGGUGCUUCAGGUCCACUCGAGCUAUCUGCUCUGUCAGGACGAGCAAGGCGUGCUCAUCAUCGAUCAGCACGCACUCCACGAGCGGAUGAUGUUCAACAAGCUCAUCAGCCGAGUGACGGGAUCGGGAACGCUCGAGCAGCAGGGAUUGCUGACCCCGAUCGUGGUCAAUGUGAGUUCGGGGAUCAUCGAUCAGUUCGACGAGCUUCAGGAGCUGUUCGAACGCAUCGGCAUCGACGCGGCUCCGAUGGGUCCCAGGUCAGUGGGGGUGUCGAGCGUCCCGAGCUUCCUGCUCUCGCGGAAUGUCGAUCCCGGCGUGUUCCUCGACGAACUCUUUGAGCGCGUCGAGCACGAGGGGUUUGUGCCGUCCAAGGAAGAAGCGCUUCAUGAGGUGCUCGAUAUGAUGGCGUGCAAAGCCGCGAUCAAAGCGGGUGACAAGCUGAGCGAAUCUGAACUCGCUGAGAUCAUCGCAUUGCGCGAUAGCACCGACCGCGCCGAGUCGUGUCCCCACGGCAGGCCGACAACUGUUCGACUCACCAUCGAAGAACUUGAGAAGCUCUUUGAUCGGCGCUGA
Molecule: messenger RNA, 1653 nt
Organism: Symbiodinium sp. CCMP2592
Lineage: Eukaryota; Dinophyceae; Suessiales; Symbiodiniaceae
Source: the annotation of a GenBank genome assembly